Molecule: messenger RNA, 831 nt
Organism: Gastrolobium bilobum
Lineage: Eukaryota; Viridiplantae; Streptophyta; Magnoliopsida; Fabales; Fabaceae
Product: ubiquitin-conjugating enzyme E2 35
Exons: 8
Coding region: 112-576 (154 amino acids)
Biological process (GO): protein K63-linked ubiquitination; DNA damage tolerance
Cellular component (GO): nucleus
Molecular function (GO): ubiquitin conjugating enzyme activity
Source: RefSeq, a predicted model, not a curated record
GUGUUGUUUUCGUUUUCGUUCAGCUUUGUUCUCGUUUUAGUGAGAGAAAGUUCUCUCUCUCUAUCUCUGACACAAAACCCUAUAUUGCGUGCUUUGCAAUCGACACCGAUAAUGGCCAACAGUAACCUUCCUCGAAGAAUCAUCAAGGAAACGCAGCGUUUGCUCAGUGAGCCAGCGCCUGGAAUUAGUGCUUCCCCUUCUGAAGACAAUAUGCGAUAUUUCAAUGUGAUGAUCCUUGGCCCGACCCAGUCACCUUAUGAAGGUAGGGGGGUUUUCAAGUUAGAACUAUUUUUGCCAGAAGAAUAUCCAAUGGCUGCUCCCAAGGUCAGGUUUCUGACAAAAAUUUAUCAUCCAAACAUUGAUAAGCUUGGCAGGAUAUGUCUUGAUAUUCUGAAAGAUAAGUGGAGUCCUGCACUUCAGAUUCGAACUGUACUUUUGAGUAUUCAAGCUCUUUUAAGUGCACCAAACCCAGAUGAUCCACUUUCUGAGAACAUUGCCAAGCAUUGGAAAAGUAAUGAGGCCGAGGCUGUUGAAACAGCCAAGGAAUGGACCAGAUUAUAUGCUAGUGGCGCUUGAUGGUUGGGUGGAAACUUUUGGCUUCAAAUAACAAUAGUGCAAGUGUAUGCUAUUUAACUAUCAAAUUGAAAUGGAAAUUGGAGGAAUUAUUGUCUGAACUAUUUUGGAGUUAAUUUUCCUCGUUGCUUCCAGUUCCUGUGAAUUGCUUUCUUCUCCUGGAAGCCUUAUCUUGGAACUUGUAUGAAAUAUAUAUGAUCUUUUUAUGUGUCAAAAAUAUAAAAUAUGCUCUAUCUUUAACUGCUUAGUAAUUUUGGA